AUGGGUACCCUGAAGGCGGCAAAGAAGAAGGGCUAUUUGACCUUUGAGGGUGAGUUGCUGCUACAGGGUCAGCACGAUGAGACCUUGAUCUCCGUGGUUGGCAUGGAGGCUGAGAAGGAAGAAGAACCAGGUACAGACCAGGUUGAAUCAAAAUCAGACACUGUAAAGGAUGAUAGCGCAGCGACUGCUGUACAAGAGGAGCAAAGACAGGAAAUGCAGGAACCACAGGAAAGGUCUUCGCCUCUGGAGCCCUCAGAUGCCGGACAGGAGGUAUUGGCAUCCACGACUUCGGCCACGGUGAAGAAAACCGAGGAUGGGAAGUGGAAGGUUGACACUGGGUACAUCGACCACAGGACGAAAGAUCCUGACAGGCUCGAGGGGCGGCGUUCCGUGGUGGAGCCCAAGAUGACUGCAACCCGAAGCGAGCGAGAUGAAGCCGGCAAGUUCAAAGUUGACACUUCGUACAUCAACCAUCGCACAGGCGAAGUUGACCGUCUGGAAGGAAGAAAGUCCGUGUUGGGGAGUGACAACUUGGUGGCAGCGCACUCUGCCACAGUGAAGAAGGAUGAUGGCAAGUGGAAGGUGGAUACUUCGUACAUAGAACAUCGCACUGGCGACCCGGGGAACUUGACCAGAAAAGAGGAGAAGCUGGACGAAGCGAGAUACGCAGACCCAGCGCAGAAGAAGUACCCACAUGAGGAGCUAAAGGCUAGCAAAGAGAGGCCAGAAGACGUGGAUCCAGCAAGGAGGGAGCAGUACCUGUCUGACUCAGACUUCCAGGCGCUUUUUGGGAUGUCGAUAGCGGCGUUUCUGAAGCAGCCCAAGUGGAAGCAGCAGAAUGCCAAGAAGGGCGACCGGGAGGCGAAGCCAUGCAUGGCGAUCCGCAGUGACGCUGCGGAUUGCGCUUUGCGCAGGUGCCGUUCCAGAGCGGGCCGCGAUGCUGAGCCAGCGGGCCUGGCACAAGCAGAGGAGCGGCUGCAAGGUGCAUUAGCUGCGCUUGCGACCUUGGAGGUGACGCCCCAGCGCCAAGUGGGAAAUCAGCGCCAUGCACCGGAGCCCAUCCGUGACCUCCAGGUGGACACUCCAGCUCGGAGGUGGCGGCGCAACGACAGAGAGCUCAGCGAAGCCACGUACAGGACGCCGACGAAGACAACAAAGACGGUGCUUAGCACGCCUGCAAAGGAUGCGGACCUGGCAGCAACGGAGCGGAUGCUGCAGGACUUGACCCUUGCGUCAGUCGCUGUGGCUGAAUCCUGGCCAGUCUGCAAGGAGCUGGCAUCGGCCCUGAAGAGCCAGGCCAGCGCCAAGCUUGCGGAGCUGACGGCUGGCAAGCUGCGACCAGACCAGGUCAAGCAGGUACGAGAGGACGCUGCUGAAAGCCUUCGCUUCUUGAAAUCGUCCUUGGAACCGCAAGAGCUUCACACUCCAAAAGAUCAGGAGCUCCGGAAAGUCUUGGGAAGUGUCGCACGCGACAUGGAGAUGACCCUGAGUGGUCUUCGAUCAAGACGCGAUCACUGA
This is a messenger RNA of Effrenium voratum, 1518 nucleotides long. Lineage: Eukaryota; Dinophyceae; Suessiales; Symbiodiniaceae. The record is from the annotation of a GenBank genome assembly.